Penicillium daleae is the source of this 1377-nucleotide messenger RNA. RefSeq names its product bZIP transcription factor. Bases 1 to 1377 code for a protein of 458 amino acids. The transcript has 2 exons. Gene Ontology annotation, biological process: regulation of DNA-templated transcription. NCBI's taxonomy places the organism in Eukaryota, Fungi, Ascomycota, Eurotiomycetes, Eurotiales, Aspergillaceae. Gene Ontology annotation, molecular function: DNA-binding transcription factor activity. The record is from RefSeq and is a predicted model, not a curated record.
AUGCCGUUCGACAUUCUUUCAUUUGCCUCAGGCCAUAGGAGGUCGGAAAAGCCGCGUCCCGCUCGCACAAUAUCCGACCGGAGACGUGAGCAGAAUCGAAUCGCGCAAAAGACUUACCGAGACAAAAAGAGGAGCUACUUAAAGCAGCUCGAGACAAUCGCUAGAGGAACAAGAGCUGCUCCCACUCCUCCAUCUACGUGUAGUGACGAGUCCCGUUAUAACGAUAACUUGGGAGAUCAGAGCAGUGGUGUUGGGCUGGACUUUAUCAAUCAUGAUACGCAUGCGGAUAGUACCCUUCUCGGUCCUCCUUUCCCUCACGGUUCCGCCUCAGAGCGAGAAGCUGAAGAUGAGAUGGGACUAUCCAGCUAUUUGCCGGGGCUGGAUCCGUUUGAUCCUAUGACGACUACUUCAGUUAUUGAAGGGCAGCCUGGAGCUGAUUGUUGGAAUGAUAUCUCUUCAAUCUUUCCGGCACUCAAUCCUCCUCUCGAAGCCGAUCUAAACGCCGUCCCUGGGCAACCAGAAAUGACACAUCAAAAUACGAACAGAUUCAUGGAGACCAGGCCUUCACGUAAUCAUGAGGUGAAUCUGCAGGACUCGGCAUCUACCAUCAACCAGACUCAUUCCAGUUCCAGUAAACUGGACAAUGUGUUGACGUCUAAAGAUCUUAUGAACCAACGGCUCAGUCUUCAAGAUAUUCUGGUUGCAGGGAUCCGCGCUCUUUCCGAAGAAAACCAACACCAAAAAGAGGAAAUGUCAAGCUCUGCCUCACCACUUAACUUGGAAGGCAAUCCUCAACAAAGUCGAUUUUCCUCCUACACAACGUCUUUGGAACAAACCCCACUCGCGGAGAUACAUAUGAACACGAUUCAACUUACAACGAUGUCAUUUGUCGCAGCAUGCCUCGCCAACGCGGCAAUGAUUGACCUGUCACCCGAAGCCCUGUUUGACUCGACAUCACAAUCACCUUUUUACCAGAUGCGAACGACAAAGUCUGGAAGGCUUGCCCAUGUGAAACCCUUACUUCAACCUUCUUCCACGCAACUCGAGAAUCCUCACCAUCCGUAUCUUGAUGUCCUUCCAUUUCCAUCUUUCCGAAAUCGAACAAUUCAACUAUUACAAAUCCAGCCUCCACCAUUCGAUCCCGCUCAGCUCUGUCAGGAUUUGAAAAAUGACGGAAUCAUCUGUUGGGGCUCGACUAGGAGAAACAAAAGAGACCCGAUUGGCUCGGGAGUUCCCUGGGACAUUCGAAGCUGGGAGGUACGGCCGUGGUUUCUGCAAAAGUGGUGGAUAUUGUUUGAUGGCCCAGAUGGCGAAAUGUAUCAGCAUAGUCGAUGGUGGUGUGAGUUGAGGGGAGAACGCUCCUCGUUCCCAUGGUAA